Clonostachys rhizophaga is the source of this 1158-nucleotide messenger RNA. NCBI's taxonomy places the organism in Eukaryota, Fungi, Ascomycota, Sordariomycetes, Hypocreales, Bionectriaceae. The record is from the annotation of a GenBank genome assembly.
AUGGCGGGCGACGGCGACACCACGGACCACGUCGCCAGGAUCAAUGCCAUCCUCCGGGACAGCGUCCGGGCGGGUGUCCCCGGGCUCUCUGUCGCUGUGUCCUCCGUUCGCAAGACGUGGACAUUUACGAGCGGCGUUUCUGACCUGCGCAGCCUGGAGCCAGUCGACACGACGCACUUGUUUGGCAUCGGCAGCAUCACAAAGGUAUUUGUCGCCGUGGUCGUCCUGCAGCUCGUCGAAGAAGGCAAGCUCGGGCUGUCGGACACGGUCAACAGCCUGCUCAAGCCCGGUGUGUACCGCGGCAUCGUGGACGCCGGGGAUGCAACUGUGGCACGGCUUCUAAGCCACGAAGCGGGUAUCGACAGUUGGGAGGACGACCCUUCAUGGAUCCGCAAUGGCCGUGGCAGCGAGAUGGAACCCUCUCACAUAUGGGCCAAGACGGAACCGCUUGACUACAUCCGGCGGCCCAAGAAGACGGCCCCAGAGCCUGGCAGGUGGUACUACUCAAACACCAACUACACCUUGCUCGGGCUCAUUAUUGAAAAGGUCACCGGGAGCUCCGCAGAGUCCGAGAUCCGCCACCGAAUCCUCAACCCGCUGGGUAUGAGGCAAACCUACCUCGAGGGCUUCGAAAGUCCCCCCAGCGAGGGCCUCCUCCCGAGUCGCUACCACUGGGCCACGGACACCUUUCGUGACGCGGCGGGUACAAGUCCCUCAUUCCCCCCCAUGAGCGAGCGCCUCAUCGACUGCACUUCGUCGAACCUGUCCACCGAAUGGACUGCAGGCGGGAUCCUCUCCUCGGCAACGGACCUCGCCACGUUUGCUGUUGCGCUGCGGGACGGAAAGCUCCUCAGCUCCGAGUCCCUCGCCGUCAUGACAGAGUGGCGGUCAGUGGCCAAUGACGAGGAGAUGGGCCAUGGUCUUUUUCGCAUAAAGCGGCCCGAUGCCGACGCGUGGCUCGGCCACUUUGGAGGUGUGCUGGGCUUCACGGCAGCACUGUGGUGGAAGGAGAGCGGCGACUGCGCCGUCGUGGUGCUUUCCAAUGUGGGCAGGAUGCAUGCAGGCAACGUGCCGUCGAGUGGUAGCCACGUUGUGGUCAAGUCUAAUUUGUUGGAGGUUGCAUCCAAGUUGGCCAGCACCUCUGCUCUCGAUAGCUAA